This is a messenger RNA of Nannospalax galili (Upper Galilee mountains blind mole rat), 1910 nucleotides long. It is a transcript of the gene Pla2g12b, whose product is annotated as phospholipase A2 group XIIB. Gene Ontology annotation, biological process: arachidonate secretion; cholesterol homeostasis; lipid catabolic process. The transcript is spliced from 4 exons. Gene Ontology annotation, cellular component: extracellular region. Gene Ontology annotation, molecular function: A2-type glycerophospholipase activity; calcium ion binding. Lineage: Eukaryota; Metazoa; Chordata; Mammalia; Rodentia; Spalacidae. The record is from RefSeq and is a predicted model, not a curated record. Bases 135 to 722 code for a protein of 195 amino acids.
AACACAGACAGUGUUCCCGGCAAUCCUAGCCGGCUCCUUCCCCACACCCGGCCACUGGGCUGUGUUGUGUCCCAGGGCUUCCUGGCACCCUGGCUGGGGUGGGGGCCAAGCGCAGCUUCUUACCUCUGUGCAGGAUGCAGCUGCCCCGCGCCAUCUUCAUCCUGUGGCUCGGCCUGGUGGGCGGCCUGGCUCAGAGUGACCCCAGCCUCAAGGCAGAGGAAUCCUACUCGGACUGGGGCCUGCGGCACCUCCGGGGCAGCUUUGAGUCAGUCAACAGCUACGUUGACUCAUUCAUGGAGCUUCUGGGAGGGAAGAAUGGAGUCUGUCAGUAUCGGUGCCGAUAUGGAAAGGCGCCGAUGCCCAGACCCGGCUACAAACCUCAGGAGCCCAACGGCUGUAGUUCAUAUUUCCUGGGUAUCAAGGUACCAGGAAGUAUGGACUUGGGCAUUCCAGCAAUGACCAAGUGCUGUAACCAGCUGGAUGUGUGCUAUGACACCUGUGGUGCCAACAAAUACCGCUGCGAUGCCAAAUUCCGAUGGUGCCUCCACUCCAUCUGCUCUGACCUUAAGAGGAGCCUGGGCUUUGUCUCCAACGUGGAAGUAGCCUGUGAUUCUCUGGCUGAUACUGUCUUCAAUACUGUGUGGACCCUGGGCUGCCGACCUUUUAUGAACAGUCAACGGGCAGCUUGCAUCUGUGCAGAAGAGGAGAAAGAAGAGUUAUGAGGGCGAUCAUUCCUGGCUUUGAAUGACACCACGGCUCAGUUUCAGAGACUGUGGGGGUGACAGAUGUGUUAUCCUUUCUUCCAACACUUUGGAGGCCACAAAGUAGGAGAAAGGAGACAGUGAGUCUAGCCUUUAAGGAAAGUUGAGAAAAAGACAUGGAGAGAUCAAAGACUUCUUUUCUCUUUAACACACAGCUCUCCAACCAAGAAACAUUUGCCUGGAAAUUCAGUUCCUAAAGACUGCUACAAGCAAGUUCUUAGAUCCCAUCAUGGUAGUCAUGAGAGAAAUCUGGGGGAGUCCAACCAUUUCAGAGACAAUGACUUUCUUCCGGCUUGUGUUUCAGUUGCCAGUUAGCACCCCACAUUUAAUAAAGUGUACUUUUUAGAAAAAUUGAAAGGAGAUGAAUGAAUUCCAUUAUCAUCUAUAUUUCCAUUUCACGUAGAUGAGAACAGAGUGCAACCUGGUAAGUUCUAUUGGUGACGAUUCCUGUUGGUGCUCAAGAGACAAACACAGCAGAAGGGCAGAGGGUUAUCUGAGGAAGGUGGGAGGGAGUGGGCUCGGAGGCUCCAUUUCUCCCUCCAGUGGCCUGCUCCUGUUGGUCAUCCCCGACUCCAAGCAAUACAAAGGUCGUGAGAAGAUUGGAGAUGCACUUAGUUAGGGCCAGGGAAGGAAGGGAUGGUCCAGGGUCCCUAAAUUGUGACCCUUAGCACUGUGUGGAUUAGGAACACCUGUGAAGCCUUCAUCUCGAACCAUUAAGGAUCUCUGGGGCUGUGCCUAGGCUAUUUUUAAUAGUCUCUCGGUGAUUGAUUCUGUUGUCCUGGAAAGGCCACCAACUAGUGCAGGGACUGGCUGACAAAUUCGGUCCAAAGCCUGUUUGUCGGUACAGCCUUUCAGAACGCUACCACAUUUGUUUUGCUUUUAUGUUUGUGCUGCAGUUGUUUGCAGCUGCUCUUGCCCUAAAACAUCAAGUUAUGACACAGACCGAGUGGCCCCAAAGUCUAAAAUCGAUAUCUUUUGGCCUUCGAAAGAAAAACACUGCUGACCUCUGACCUAAAUCAUUCACUCCUUCUCCUCUUUUUGUUAACUUCAUUAAAUUGCAUUAAGAAUUGUCAGUUGCCGGGUGUGGUGGCGCACGCCUGUAGUCCCAGCACUUGGGAGGCAGGCGGAUCUCUGGGAGUUCAAGGCCAG